UCACCAAGAUUUGGGUACUUAAAUGUUCUUAUUUCCUACAAUGGACAUGGAACAGAUAUAAUUGUUGGCAGAGAAGAUGCAGACUCUGAUGCAAGGGUAAAAGCUAUGGUUCCAAUAUGCUUCUAUGACGUGCUUGCUGAUCAUUUUUAUUUGGAACAUCAGCAGGAGAACCCAAUUUUCACUUUAAUUGUUCAACUCUGGAGCCAGCCAUUUGAGCUACCCCGUGUAUGGUUGACAAGAUCGGAAGCUUCUUACAAAACUUUCCAGUGUUCCCGUAUGCUUUCUUAGUGGUGGGUUCUGUUCGUUAUUGAACUGUCUGAUCAGCUUCAAAAAUUAAAAAUGGAACCAGUGCUGUUACAUCAUCUCUCCCACAUUAAAAUUCUUCAAGGUUUGGAGCUGAGAAUGAUUACAAGUUCCAGACUUAAAAGUUGUUUGUACAGCUUCACUUCUACGGGUGGUCCAAUGUAUCCAACAAGAGCUGUUCAUCAUGCAGCCUGGGAUGCUCUGGAUUUUCUUUUCCUAUUUCUAAAAAUUGCUGUUCCGAGGCGCAAGUGGCUUCUACCAAAAGCUGUAAUCGUAGUACACAUCGAAUGGUGGGAAAAUAUCCUCGACACAUCAUCAGUCUGUUCUUCCUGUUGCUGUAUCCAUGGUACUGACCAUCAUCGUGUUGGAACUUUGUGUUGUCAUGCAUACAAGCAAUACUGUUUUCGAUCUUGAAUCUCAUGUUCAUGUUCCGAAGCCGUAAGUUCAGAAACCCUCCUGAUCAGUCUUAGCCAUCACCACCAAAUUACUCUUUCAGAGCUGUAUUAUUCACACAAUUGUGCAUGUCUUUUUUUUGUUCAAUGUGGUAAUCUUGAUAAACAAUGGUUAAUGUGCAUGUCUACACAAUACUCAUCUUUAUAUUACCCCACUCUUGCUGUCUUAUAUCGUAUUGUAAUUUUACUCGGUUUUUGUUCUGUCAUGUACCAGUUUUUGGAUGAAAAGUCUUCACCAAAAUA
Cynara cardunculus var. scolymus (artichoke) is the source of this 998-nucleotide messenger RNA. RefSeq lists its product as uncharacterized. Bases 340 to 717 code for a protein of 125 amino acids. Lineage: Eukaryota; Viridiplantae; Streptophyta; Magnoliopsida; Asterales; Asteraceae. The transcript has 6 exons. The record is from RefSeq and is a predicted model, not a curated record.